CGAGUAAUCCUGCGCACAGACAGGCGAGGAAGCAUAGGGGAGGUGGGGGGUAAAGAAGACCAAAAAUUGCUGCUGCUGAAUGGAGCCAUACAACAGUGACAGUGUGAUGGAAGGAAAAGACCAGGAGGACUGAUUUUUACUCCACUUCAAGUCCAGGUUUCAUCUAUUUUUUCUCCACUCGGGUAAAUCAAGAGUCAGACACCAUGAACGCUGUUGGCGAGAUAACUUUACCUGCAGCUUAAAUAUUUGAUAUUGCUGAAUGAGAUGAAGCCUGCUCCUUGAAUGCACAAGUACCUCGGACAGCGUCGCUAUAGUGGCAAUACUACAGAUUCUCCACUGAAGGGCAGCAGGAGUCUCUCAUAUCCCUGCAUUUGUUCCUAAUUGCCAUUUAUUGAGGAAUAGCCAGAAGAACAUAAAAUGUUUUCAGAUUUGCAUCCAUGAUUUGUGCAUGUUUUAUAAAAUUACACUAUUGCCUCAGUUCAUUUGCCUAGAAGUAUUUUUAUUCUAUUUUUUUAACAGAGGUUUUGAUAUGAUGCUCAGCGGUGAUCAUCAGGAGUCUGAUCUCCCCUGGGGACACACGGACACCCUUCUGGACUCCCUCGGUGCGCAGUGUGGGUCCAUGCCGGUUGGAACCCAGGAUGGAGAGGCUAAAGCGCGUUCCAGGGAGGAGAAGAGGCGCAAGAGGCGAGCCACAGCUAAAUAUCGAUCUGCGCAUGCCACCAGGGAACGGGUUCGUGUCGUAGCCUUCAACCUGGCCUUUGCAGAACUAAGGAAACUGCUCCCAACGCUCCCGCCAGACAAAAAGUUGUCCAAGAUUGAAAUCUUGCGACUCGCGAUUUGUUACAUCUCAUAUCUCGAUCACGUGCUGGACGUUUAGGACAAGUGUGACAGUGCGUAACCAGCCACUAAAGAACAAGAGAUUUGGGGAAUCCCUGGUCUGUAUCCUAAUGGAAUACCACGCUGACAUUAUUAUUGCAUGACGCUGUUUCAUUAUGAGGAUGAGCUGCAGGACAGGAGACUUAACUUCCGUAAAACGACUCGAAGAAUGGAAAAUGCUUUGGGACCUUCUCUAUACACAUAUUGCAUUCUGUAUAUCAUUCACUAACUUAUGGAGCACUAUCGUGCUUGGGGUUAGUUUUUAUUCCACCAAGUUGUAGAGAUACUUAUAUAAUAUAAUAUGUAACUGUAAAACACUUGUGUGUUCUGUG
Messenger RNA from Oreochromis aureus, 1208 nucleotides. RefSeq names its product helix-loop-helix protein 1-like. Gene Ontology annotation, biological process: regulation of transcription by RNA polymerase II. The transcript is spliced from 2 exons. The record is from RefSeq and is a predicted model, not a curated record. NCBI's taxonomy places the organism in Eukaryota, Metazoa, Chordata, Actinopteri, Cichliformes, Cichlidae. Bases 449 to 877 code for a protein of 142 amino acids. Gene Ontology annotation, molecular function: protein dimerization activity; RNA polymerase II cis-regulatory region sequence-specific DNA binding; DNA-binding transcription factor activity, RNA polymerase II-specific.